Cantharellus anzutake is the source of this 516-nucleotide messenger RNA. RefSeq lists its product as uncharacterized. The transcript is spliced from 2 exons. Gene Ontology annotation, biological process: proton motive force-driven ATP synthesis. NCBI's taxonomy places the organism in Eukaryota, Fungi, Basidiomycota, Agaricomycetes, Cantharellales, Hydnaceae. Bases 1 to 516 code for a protein of 171 amino acids. The record is from RefSeq and is a predicted model, not a curated record. Gene Ontology annotation, molecular function: proton transmembrane transporter activity.
AUGUACCGACCCCUGGCUUUACGGCGAUUCCCCCGGACUUCACAUAUUGCCUCGAAUCUUUCCAAGCCCUCCAUCCGCCAUAACUCGUCAUCAUCAUCUCCAGCUAACACUGCCAAAAAUACUGCAUCCAAUGCCCUCGGAGCAGCCCAGAAGAUAUUAGCUGGGGCAAAACACUUAUGUGAACGCGCUGGAGCCCAAGCGGGGCAGUUCCUCGGAGUAUCCAAGGAGCCUUUGAUAUACAACUUCGCUGUUGCACGUGAACUGUUGAAGCAAGUUUACAUUCGAGAAUCCUUGGUCCCCCCCACUACCCUGUCAACGUAUACUGGCGCUUAUCGCACUAUACUUGAACGCGCAACCAGCCCAGGAUAUUGGAGGAGCGUUUUAGAGUCAGGCGAAUGGGCCAAAAUCGGGAUAUACGGUUUGGAAGCGUAUUUCAUCUUCCACAUUGGUGAAAUGAUUGGACGAAGAGGAAUGCUUGGUUACAAGAUCGAAGCACCUAAGGCCACCCAUCACUAG